Messenger RNA from Pelagomonas calceolata, 2424 nucleotides. Lineage: Eukaryota; Pelagophyceae; Pelagomonadales; Pelagomonadaceae. The record is from the annotation of a GenBank genome assembly.
GGGAGAGCAAUCGCAAAAGCGCAGCGUGUGCGCGGCGCACCAGCCGACGGCGCCUUGGCGCAUCCAUACGACCGUCCUCGGGCAGCUGCAAGACGACGGCGUCUCCCGCUGUCGGCCGGCGCCGCCGCGGCCUGUUGGCAGCCUGGUUGCUGCUGCUGCUCUCAGGCCGCGGCAGCGCGCUGCGCGCGCGACGGUCGUCCGUGCUCACGAUGCCGAAGCCAGUCACGGAGGAUGAAAAGCGGCAGCGCAAAGAGACUGCGCUGGCGGUCCUGCGGGAUGCGGGCCCCGACGACUUCCAAACGCUGGACGCAUUCCACACGCGCGUCGGAGAAUCCUUUGGUGCUUCCGUACACGUCGGUAGAUCUGUAUGCCUGGAAGCGCUGAAAACGCUACCGUCCGACCACGUGCUGCGCCAGAGGUACGCCGCCAUCAAGGAGCGGUCGCAGAGCAGCAGCGCCAAGUCCGCGGCGGCGAAAGUAGGCCAGAUCGCUAUCGAACCUCAGAGCCUCGACGAGGCGCGCGCGGACCGCCAAAGCUACGCCGAGGCUCGACGCGGUCUUUCGACGGGGGCGACGGCGGAGCGGCUCCGGCGGGAGUUAGACCUCGCGUCGAAGGCGAUGGCGGUCUCGGUCAAGGCGAUCUUCGCCGCGAGCCGCGAGUGCGCGUGCAAUACGGCGCUCGCGGGCAGCGUGGAGAGCUUCGAGGAGGGCGUCGGGCUCGUAACCUGCUGCAUGGCCGUGAACACGCCGGUGAACGCGCCCGUCUACGUCCGGACGGCGUUUGUGGAGUACGCGGGCGAGCGCGCGGACCAGUUCUUCGAGAAGCGGGCGGCGGCGAUCCGCGAGGAGGAGGAGACCGAGCGGAGAUACCAGGCGGCGACGCAGCCGGGACAAGGGGCGUUUCCAGGCCGCUACGACAUGGCGUCCACGAUCGCGGCCUCGGGCGUCGAUGGCCGAGGCGUCGCCGCUCUCCGGGUGCUGGACCCGAAGGACCUCGAGCCGCUCUACUUGCAGGCGCUGGCCGUCAAGGACAAGCGGCCGUCGCGCGGCGCCAAAACUAAGGGCGACGACGCGCGGCACGCGAAGGCCGGCGACGCUUAUACUAGCCUCCACGGCGUCCUCCGCCCUCCGGCAGUCCUCGCGCGGGAGCCUGGGUGGUUCGCACGCACCCGUGAUCGGGGCCUCGCGUAUCGGGGCCUCGCGUCGGACGAGCGCGAGGAGAAGAUCGAGAAGAUCGCCGACGCGCUGGAGCUCGACAACAAGCUCCUGUUCUCGAAGCGUGCCGUCGUGAUGCCGGAACGCGCCUCCGCCACGUACGGCCGCCUGGCGCCGACGCCGCUCGACUCCAGCAAGCAGCUUCAGCUCGCGAAGAAGGUCGCGCACCUCGGAAGGGGCCGCUUCAUGCUCGCCGCGAUCCGCGCCAACGGCGAGCCCAUCUUGAUCGUCGCUGGGCGCGGGAUGUGCAUGGACAUGCACGUGGGCAUCCCUCCGCCGCCUGUCAAGGCCGCCGACGCCGAGACGCGGCUGCGCACCAGGACGACGGUGGCGAACUCGCACGACCUCCUCCAGCGCUACGACCGCGGCGCGGCGCAGCUGAUGGCGGCGCUGCGGCGCGUCAUUAUUAAGAUGAAGCUGUCGGGGGCCGACGUCGCGGUGCUCGUCGACCGCAUCCUCGACCAGAUCGACGGCCGCUGCGAGGACGUCGCGACGGGUGCGGCGCCGACGCGCGGCGCCGUGCCGAUGUAUGAUAGUGAGGACGAGGGGACGCUCGGCCAGUGCCCGCCGGGCGUCGACGAGGAGGACUGGGCGGUCCUGAAGAAGGGCGAGGAAGCGGGCUCGUUCGCGCGCCUCGCGCUGGCGAGCGACUUCGCCGCGGCCGCGAGCUCGCUCCUCGGCAAGCUGCGCGCGGCCGGGCCGAACACCAAGUGCGGCGGCGUCGACGCGUCCGAGGACGUCGAGGUCCCGGCCGGCGGCGAGGCGCCGCCGGACGACCAGGCGCCGCCGCCGCCGCCGCGGGGCGCGAAGCGCGGCAAGAAGAUGCCGCCGGGCGAGGAGGCCGGUCCCAUGGACUGGAUCACUUCGUUCGCGCCGCUGGAGUUCGACUGGGUGGUCAAGGCGGACGUCGAGCGCGCGCCGGCCUGGGCCAAGCCGAUCGGCGAGGACAACGCUGACGAGCGCCUCCUCGACUUCUGGCUGCGCUUCUCCCGGGGCAUGGCCGCGUCCAUCCCAAAGUUCAAGUACGUCGUCCUCAACCCGUCGAACGCCGCGGCGGCCGACGUCCAGGGCCUCGUCAAGGCCGUCGACGAGUGCGCCGCCGAGCGCAAGGCUGCCGAUGCGACCGAUUCCGCGCCGGCCGCGAAGCGCCCGCGGCUCGUCGAAGCCUAGGCGCCUAAGUGUGCUGUGAACACAAGUUAUGAAUUACGAG